This is a messenger RNA of Aquila chrysaetos chrysaetos, 4961 nucleotides long. It is a transcript of the gene SEZ6L, whose product is annotated as seizure related 6 homolog like. Gene Ontology annotation, biological process: synapse maturation. The record is from RefSeq and is a predicted model, not a curated record. Gene Ontology annotation, cellular component: endoplasmic reticulum; neuronal cell body. NCBI's taxonomy places the organism in Eukaryota, Metazoa, Chordata, Aves, Accipitriformes, Accipitridae. The transcript is spliced from 17 exons. The coding region runs from base 103 to 3150 and encodes 1015 amino acids.
CCGGCCCCGCUCCGCUCCGCUCCGCUCGGCUCGGCUCGGCUCGGCUCGGCUCGGCUCGCAGCAGCGCGGAGGCUCCGCCGCGCCCGCCGCCGCCGCCGCACCAUGCCGGGGCCCCGCGGGCUCUGCCUGCUCGCCCUGCUGCUGGGCAGCCCCGCGGCCCCGCGCCCAGACAGUGGAUCAGGGGCAGCGCUGGUCCCCACCAGCCUGGACCCUCUCACUGCAGACGAGCUGGUGGACAAGACGGUCGGUGGAGCUGGGGAGCUCAGGCAUGCCAUGGGUUCAGCCGGCGGAGUCAGGGAGCUCGGGCACGCCACUGCCCUCAACCUGCUGCCGGCAGCGGAGGACAGUGCCGAGCCGGCGGCGGAGGAGACAACGCUGCUGGUGCGGAGCCACGUCCUGCCAACGCCCACCGCCGCCCCCGACGCUGAUGCAAAACAAACUUUCCCUGUUAAGAAAAAGCCACCUACGCUAAAGCAAGUAAAUACGGCAAGGAAGCACCUGAGGCCCAAGCCCACCCUGCCAGGGCCUCCCAGGGCUGCCUCCUCGGCCAGCCCGCUGGGGUCUGGGCUCCCUAUCGCCUCCCAAGGACCGCAUGCACCGGCAGAGGCAGUAGCCAGGACGGGGGACGCGGAGCAGAGCCCUCCCGAGCUGCCCUGGGGGGGCCGGGCCACAACCAGCCACCCCACGCUGCAGAUCUCCCCGUCCACCCUGCCGCCGGCGGUCCCUCGGCCCUUCCCCGACAGCACGGGUGAUGCUGCCGAGGCUCCGACUGUGGCUCCUGCCGGUGCCACCAUUAACUGGACAAACGGCACGGAGAGAGAGGUGCAUGGCUCCGCGUCAGAAGAGAGCCAAGAAACAACCACGUCCACCAUCAUCACCACCACCGUCAUAACCACGGAGCCCACCCCAGUCCUCUGCAGCAUGAGCUUCCAUGACCCUGAGGGCUACAUCGACUCCACGGACUACCCUCCACUGCCUGUGCACAGCUACCUGGAGUGCACCUACAACGUCACCGUCUACACGGGCUAUGGCGUCGAGCUCCAGGUGAAGAGCGUGAACCUGUCAGACGGGGAGGUGCUCUCCAUCCGCGGGGUGGACGGCGAUGCCCUGGUGGUCCUGGCCAACCAGACCCUGCUGGUGGAGGGCCAGGUGAUCCGCAGCCCCACCAACACCAUCUCCGUCUACUUCCGCACCUUCCAGGAUGAGGUGGUGGGGACUUUCCAGCUCCACUACCAGGUGUUUAUGCUGAGCUGCAACUUUCCACGGAGACCUGACUUUGGAGACGUCACCGUGAUGGAUCUGCACUCGGGUGGAAUUGCUCAUUUUCACUGUCACCUGGGCUAUGAGCUGCAGGGUCCCAGGGUGCUUACGUGCAUCAAUGCAUCAAGGCCGCACUGGAGCAGCCCAGAGCCAAUCUGCUCAGCUCCCUGCGGCGGGACGGUCCACAAUGCCACCAUUGGCCGCGUCCUCUCACCCAGCUACACGGGGAACCAGUCGAGCAGCAUGUACUGCGUGUGGGUGAUCGGGGCCCCCCCGGGCCAGAAGCUGCACCUCCACUUCGAGAAGCUCCUGCUGACCGAGAAGGACAGGAUGGUGGUGUACAGCGGGGACACGAACCAGUCUGCCGUCCUCUAUGACUCGAUGCGUGCCGACAGCGUGCCCUUCGAAGGGGUGAUCAGUGACGGCUCCUCCAUCAGAAUUGACUUCCUCGCGGAGGAGCCCGCGGCCACCACGGCUUUCAACAUUCGCUUCGAAGCCUUCGAGCGGGGCCACUGCUAUGAGCCCUACAUCCAGAACGGGAACUUCACCACCUCUGACCCCACCUACAACCUGGGCACCACCGUGGAGUUCACGUGCGACCCUGGGCACUCCCUGGAGCAGGGCCCCGCCGUCAUCGAGUGCGUCAACAUGCGGGACCCAUACUGGAAUGACACGGAGCCGCUGUGCCGAGCCAUGUGCGGGGGGGAGCUGACUGCCGUGGCCGGGGUGAUCCUGUCCCCCAACUGGCCGGAGCCCUACGCAGAGGGUGAGGACUGCAUCUGGAGGGUCCACGUCGGUGAGGAGAAGCGGCUCUUCCUAGACAUUCAACUCCUGAACCUCACCAACAGUGACAUCCUCACCGUUUACGAUGGGGACGAGCUCACUGCUCGCAUCCUGGGGCAGUACGUUGGCAGCAGCGGUCCCCAGAAGCUCUACUCCUCCAGCCCCGACCUCACCAUCCAGUUCCACUCAGACCCCGCUGGGCUCAUCUUUGGGAAGGGGCAAGGAUUCAUCAUGAACUACAUAGAGGUGUCCCGCAACGACUCCUGCUCCGACCUGCCCGAGAUCCAGAAUGGCUGGAAGACCACGUCACACACGGAGCUGGUGAGAGGGGCUAAGAUCACCUACCAGUGUGACCCAGGCUACGACAUCGUGGGGAGCGACACCCUCACCUGCCAGUGGGACCUCAGCUGGAGCAGUGACCCCCCCUUCUGUGAAAAGAUUAUGUACUGCACGGACCCAGGGGAGGUGGAGCACUCGACCCGCCUCAUCUCCGACCCGGUGCUGCUGGUGGGGACCACAAUUCAGUACACGUGCAACCCUGGCUUUGUGCUGGAGGGCAGCUCACUGCUGACCUGCUACAGCCGCGAGACAGGGACACCCAUCUGGACCUCGCGGCUCCCGCACUGCGUCUCUGAGGAGUCGCUGGCCUGCGAUAAUCCAGGACUGCCGGAAAACGGCUACCAAAUACUUUAUAAGCGCCUCUACUUGCCAGGAGAGUCCCUGACCUUCAUGUGCUAUGAGGGCUUUGAACUCAUGGGGGAGGUUACCAUCAAAUGCAUCCUGGGCCAGCCGUCCCACUGGAGCGGACCCCUGCCCAUCUGCAAAGUGAAUCAGGACAGCUUUGAACAUGCUCUGGAAGUAGCAGAAGCUGCUGCAGAGACAUCGCUCGAGGGGGGAAAUAUGGCCUUAGCCAUAUUCAUCCCGGUGCUGAUCAUCUCCUUGCUGCUGGGAGGAGCGUACAUCUAUCUCACAAGGUGUCGGUACUACUCUAGCCUCCGCCUGCCCCUCAUGUACUCCCACCCCUACAGCCAGAUCACAGUAGAAACGGAGUUCGACAACCCGAUUUACGAGACAGGGGAAACAAGAGAAUAUGAAGUUUCAAUAUAAGGACAGCGGUAAGAGAGUCUUCGGCUGCGAACUUAAUGUGCUCUCAUAGAACUUCCUCAGUAACUAAUCCAGAGACCACGUGGAGUUUGGUUGGACCCCUGGACCUGCUGUUGUCUUUCCUUUUGCCUCUUUAUUGAAGAUUUUACUGUUUUCUUCACUGUAUUUAUUCUAUUUAAACUGCGAUAGGUGUGCUGCAAAGACCUGGGCGCAGGCAGCAGCGGGAGCCAGGGCAGAGCCGGGUUCCGGUGAGGCCAGGGCAGCACGGGGGCACCCGCUGUUCCCCCCCACAUAGCGGCGUGUCCCCCGGCACUGCCCACACACAUGCAGGGGGAUUUUUGCGGUUCUGAUGUUGUUAAAAAUUAAAAAUGUCUCCAUUGCAAGAGCCUGCAGUUGAUUGCUGGGAGCUGAGAGAGGGGCAGGGUUUGCCACAGGGUCCCACCGGUGCUGCCAGCCCUCCCCGUCCCGCAGCUCCCAGCUCCCCUCGCCCCGAGCGGGAGCUGCAGCCGGGGGCUUGGGGCCUCGUGCCACCGGUGCAGGGACCAUCCUUGCUGCGGGGAAGUGGAGUGUGGCUCAGGAAAGCUGCCAGCCGGUGCGGAGCCCAUGCUUGCCACACCGGGGAGCACAGGACGGCCUGGCAUGCAUGAGGUACAUGCCGCUUUCUUUUCCCACUUUGCUUUGGAUGCUGGAGAGGCAGCGAGCCAGGACUCACAGCUCUACAGAGAAGCAUUAACCAGUGACCCCCAGCAGAACACUGCUGGGGAGCCAUGGGAAGCCCCCCUGCAGCAAAGGGGAGCUCCACAGCCGGUGCCUCUUUGCUCACGCCAGUUGUUCUUUACUAACACUUACCAUCACCCUUGCCAGGAACACCGCGGUCCCGCUAAUGGCCGGAGGUCACCCCUUGCACCCCAGUAGCAUCUCAGGGUAAGCAGGACGGACUGGGCUCCCUACCACCGCUCCGGCCAGCUGCAGACCUCCCCUUCGCUGCAGGAGGGUCCGCUGCCUACCCCGGUGUGUGGGCAGCCAUGCCGGCACAGCACUGGGCAGAGAUCGGGGCAGCAGAGCCCACCCGGCACCUGCUGCCCCGACCUCCAUGGGUCUGCAGCUCCCACCUGUAGCCCCUGGGACUGGCACCUCACUGGGGCUUGCAGCUGGGCAGGAGACGGAGAAGGGCAGGGGAUGAAGGCAGAGGUUUAUUAGGGAAGGAAAGGCAGGCAGGCAGCGUGGCCAGGCUCCGGCACAGGAGACCAGCCCGCGGGGAGCAGAACAGGAAGAAAUCAGCCCAUCAAAGCUGGUCCCACUCCAGGUGAACCCCAGUUUGAGCCUCAGCGUCCUCUGUGCUCCUUCGCUGCCUUCACCUUUGGGGACACAGACCCCAAAGGGCCAUCUCCUCCCCAGGCCGCCCCUGCCACCAGGCCCCCAGCCAGGCCCUGUGGAGGGCAGUGAAGCCACCGAUGUGUCCUUGGCUGCUGGGGUCUUUCUUUUGCCCUUGUAGAACAGCAAUUGUAACCAUGAGAGGCUGGUUCAGUUUCGGGAUGGUUAGUGCAUCUCUGCAGUGUACAGCUGAGACUUAGUUUUUUUCCUUUAAAAACAAUGAAUGUGUGUUUGUAAUUUGUAAAGGUUAAAAAAAAAAAAGAAAAAAAAGAAGAAAAAAAUGUGCCAAAAAUGUACUAAGCAUUUCAUUUCCCUUCAUACAUGUCUGUUUUUAUAAGAACAAUGUGAAAAUUGCUGGGAUUAAAUAUUUUUGAACAUGAUAAAUUACUUCCGUGGGAAGCUCUAGCAUUCAGUAUAACCUCAAUACAAAUUGUUCUGUA